AAACCAGAACAAAAGGCGAUGAUUGAACACAAAUUAUUCAACAUUUCUCUGUUUUUGUUGCUUCUUUAUUCAGGAGCACUUAGCGAAGAUCUUUCGCUUGCCUUCACUGUCAGAGAUGGAGAUAAAGUCACUUUGCCUUGUAAAAAUCAGAUCAACAUUCAUCACAACUGUCACACUACCACCUGGAUCUUCAGUGAUUCAAGAGGCACACCAGCAGUAGAGCUGGUUAAUCAUGGACAAAUCAAAGAAAAAGCCAAAUCAGACAGACUGAGUGUUACAGCACAAUGUUCACUGGUUAUAAAGAAGGUCACAGCUGAGGAUGUUGGUCGUUACACCUGCAGACAGUUUAGAGGUAAUCCAGGGAGACAGCAAGGUCCAGAUGCUGUGGUUCAUCUGUCUGUUGUUGUCAUGACUGAAAAGAAGAACGCUGAUAAAGUAACUUUAAGCUGCUCUGUGUCGACAUUUGAUCGGUGUAGACACAAAGUGAAGUGGAUUCAUAACAGAAGAGAUCUGGAUAGAGAUUACUCAAAUUUAAAAACAUCACAGUCUUCCUGCUCUGCUACUGUGACUUUUCUGAACCUUACAUAUGGUCACAUAUCAAGUUCUGACUUUAAGUGUAGCUUAAAAACAACAGAAAAUAACAAAGAGCAGCUUUUUACCUUCAGCCAUCAUUCAUCAGGUGAAGAAACAAAUACAGCAACAACAGUUAAAUUAGACACAAUGACUACAAUAAAAGUGCUGGAAAUGGGUGGUUCAACAAAUUUACCAGAAAUAUAUGCAGCAGCAACAAUUACAUUGGAAAUAAUGACUGAAUCUGGCAUUAAAGGAGGUCUGACAACAAAACAGCUGGAAAUCAUGAAUGGUUUGAGAAAAUUACCAGACUGGUCCUGGUACAGGCUUGCCAUUGUGGCCCUGGGUUUAGUAGCACUUAUAGCAGCUGUUGUUGUCGUCAGCAUCUGGAUAAGAGCUGGGAAAAAAGCACAGAUGGAUGAAAACAUGGAACGGAAUUUAAACUCUGCAGUAACUUCGUCUGCUCCAGGAACCAUUCAGGAAUCUGCUGAUCUUCAAGAUGUUGUUCUCUACGCCUCCCUCAGCUACACCGAGACCACCUACAGCUGUCCAGGUCUUCAGGCUCCCGAUAAAGACCAUGAAGAAGGUGAAGCUGUGACCUACAUUAUAUGUCCAGUCUCUUCUCCUGGACCCGCUCCCAGCAACCUCUAUGCUAGCAUCAACAAACCAAAAAACUAAAAAACAGAAAAAAAAACACACAGAAUCUCUUUUUAUUUGGUAACUUCUUUCUUUAAUUUCCAUUCUUGUGUAAUGAAAGAGGGUUUCUGUUUGGCUAAAGUUCC
Molecule: messenger RNA, 1352 nt
Organism: Pelmatolapia mariae (spotted tilapia)
Lineage: Eukaryota; Metazoa; Chordata; Actinopteri; Cichliformes; Cichlidae
Exons: 10
Coding region: 19-1248 (409 amino acids)
Source: RefSeq, a predicted model, not a curated record